GGACUCCAAUCCAUUGGGAGAGAAAUGCACAAGGGAAAAAUUGGUUCUCGCUGCUGCUGGCUAUGGCGAUGGCGCUGCUGGGCAUCAUCCCGAACCUUCUCUGCCUUUGCUGCUAGCACCCUUCCUCCCUCUGCUGUCCCCCUUUUCCCUCCCCAUCCCUCCGUCGUCUGCCUGCUCCGCUCCGCCCCCCUCCUCUCUCUCCCCCUCCCUCCUCUUCUCCGCCUCUCUGAAUAAUGCGCCUCUCUUCUCCGAUGCUUUUGGUGGAGAUGGUGGAGAUGGUGGAGAUUGCGAAAUAUUCUCCAUGUUCCCUCGAUCGACCUUGGCUAGGGUUUUCUCCGUAGGCGCGCUGGGUUGAAUUUGCGGUGGAUUUCUGCGGAGUGCACAGUCCGGCGGAGAUCCCUUUUUGAGCCUUCCUCAGUUCUGUGGCUGGAUCGGUGUUGGCGUUCCUUUUUAUUCGUCGGCAAUCUUCUGCGUUGUGGGGACUUGGCCGAUGGUUGUGCAGUCGACCGAACUUCUUCUACUUCAGUUUAGUUUAUUUUAUUUUUUUGACACAGUGCUGUCCGUCUUAAAUCUGAGAUGCAGGGGCGGUCUAUUUUCUGGCUCUGGGUUUUGACAGCCUUGGUGAUUUGAGCAGCGGAAUAUCUGAGCUGCUUUCUAUGGCGCAAGGGCUCUUGUUAUGUCGUUUGAUGUACCGUCGAUUUAUGAAGGCCCAGGUGUCUAGGAAAUGAGGUGCUAGGGCGUUGUUGAAUUGGACGCGAAGGUGUUUCUCUGCGUUUAGGGCACCUUUUAUGUAGCUUCCUGCAUCGAAAGGUGGAGGAGGAUUUCUUCCAGCUGCGGUCUUUUCAGUGAUUUUUUCGGCGUUGAGAAGCUGGAUGCGUGGAGUUGUUCUUGGCGUGAACGCAGGGAAUUCUGUGCUGGACAUAACCGGCAGUGCUUGCUGCCCGUGCAUUUGAUGGAGAACCGCAUGCGAGGAGGAUCGUGAUGGAUGGGUUAAGACUUGCAUGACGUCCUUAUGUUGAUAGACGUAUCUAUGUGGGUUCCGAGACAUGGGGCAUUUGGAUGAUUCAGUGGCAGGUUGGGAAUGGGACAGUGUGCUCCUUCUGGCCAACCCGUCCUUAGACACUAGUCCUUUGCAGAGCUCGCUCCAGGCGCACUCUUCUCUUGAUUACAUCACAGAUUUUGCUGUGGGGCAGUCCUGGGCUGGGUUGGGAAGUCUUCAGACGAGCUCGCCGAAGCCCCCGGAUGGAAAAGUAGCGGCUGGACCUCAAUCGAGCUCUUCGGCUGAGAAAACGACGACCUCAGAUUACGAAUUGUUUCGAGACCCGCGCCUUGAUUGCCCCAAUUUUCUGGCUGGGAGGGUUCCUUGUGCCUGUACUGAUGAGGACGACGACGAGGGAGGGAGCCGAAGCAAGAGGGCCAAGGUGUCUGCUCGUUGCCAGGUCCCCGCUUGCGGAGCUGAUUUGGCUGGUCUCAAGGGUUACCAUCAGCGGCACCGGGUGUGUCUCCAGUGUGCAAAUUCGACCACAGUGAUUUUGCGUGACAUCCCCCACCGAUAUUGUCAGCAGUGCGGCAAGUUUCAUGUGUUGAGCGACUUCGACGAGGGCAAACGGAGCUGUCGAUUUAAACUAGAACGCCACAACAAUAGGCGGCGGAGGAAGGUACAAGAAUCUGGAGAAGACGGUGCAACUCCAGGCGGUGGAAGCGAUAAAGCCAGCCUCAAUAGUGGUGGAGGAAGGGUGAACGGAGACGAAAAUUCUGCAGUUGAAAGCAAAGCCCACGCAGAAGUAGAGCAAAGCGUAGUGGUGCAGGUUUCUAAAGAGGCUUCCUCUCCUGUUGAGCAAUCUGAUACAACCGACACCACACAGAUCCUUUCUGCUGGGAUAGUCGAUGGUUCUGGAUCAAGAACUGAUGGUGCACAAGAGGCUCUUUCUGCCCCAAGGAGCAAGGAGUACACCAUGCCUGGCCCCAAUGUUUCUGGUAUUGCAGAGUCCGCUCCACUGUGGAACUCCACAGAAACGCCUGGCGGUGUUUCCAACGGGCACAAGAGCGGAGUUGACGAAGAUUCUUUACUAGCAUUAUUGUUGGAAGACUCUCCAAACGUAGACGAGCGGUUGCCCUCCCGUGGUUUUGAAUCGACGUCUCCUAUCCCGCCAAGGUCCUCCAAGAAGCCAAGCGCAUAUGCAUCUUCGCACCCAACUGCCCGGAUCUCCUUCAAAUUAUACGACUGGAAUCCAGGGGACUUUCCUCGUAAUUUAAGGCAACAGAUUUUGGAGUGGCUGUCGAAUAUGCCUGUGGAUCUCGAAGGGUACAUACGCUCCGGCUGCACCAUCCUCACCCUAUUCAUUUCUAUGCCUCAGUCCAUGUGGGAGGGGCUGAAUGCAGACUGGGAAGGUGCCGUUGCGAGGCUUGUGUGCAACCCUCAGAACACAUCGGGGUUCUGGGAAAAAGGGUACUUCAAGGCCAAGCUCGGCCGCCAGACAGUACACUUUGAAAAUGGAAAAGCGGUGAAUAGGAGUGGCGGAAAAGAAGACUGCAUGCCGUGCAUGCCUGUCCUGCAAUCUGUUGAGCCUGUAUGUUUUCGGGCAGGCACAGGCUGCAUGCUAAGCAUUACUGGCCGCAACUUGCUACAAGCAAAUACAAAGUUGCUGAUGUCUCACGGCGGAAAGUACAUUAAGGCUUGGGUGCUGAAAGCAAGUUCUGAGGGUAAGCAGGAGGAUAAGUGGCAGAUCGUUGUUCCGCCUGUCGACGAGUGUCAGGCUGGGCCUGUUUUCAUUGAGGUUGAGAACGAAGACAGACUCAGCAACAUUAUGGUGGUGCUAGUCGGGGAUGCAGAAUUUUGCAAUGAGGUGGAAAGCAUGGAGUUGUAUACUAGCAGCUGCGAAGCUCAAGAUCUGCUGUUCGACUUGGGUUGGAUGCUCAAGGAGAGCACCCUUGAUUCGGGUGUUUUGAUUCAACGUCUCCGUUCGCUGCUCGAUUAUGCGAAUGCGAAAGGAUGGGAGCGAGUUGCUGAGCGCAUUCUAGAAGCAGCUGACAGGCGGGGUGUUUUGCGUAAAUUAGUCGGAGCCGCGGACGCACGCUCUUUUGACUGGAGAAACAUCUGGGCCGAAAGCACCGGGCAUAGUCACUCGACUUACAAGCUUUCAUCAUUUGCGGUUCCAGUAUCGAGCCGAAGUUACUCCAUGCCAUCGCUGGCACAGAGCAAGAGAGAUGCGGACGAGCAUACACACAUUGUAGUUUGUAACAGCAGCAGCAAGGAUUUAACGACCACGUCUCUACUACCACAACGGGGGAUGAGAGAGAAGCGUCGUUCUCCAUGGGGUAGGAACACCUACAGGCUUGUGUUUGCUGUUGCAAGCGCGACGGCAGCAUGUGCAGGACUUUGCGUAGUCCUGCAACACCCGGAACAGGUUGCCCAACUAUCGACAUCAUUGCGGCGUUGCCUUUGGAGUAAUUGAUUUAGUGUACUUUGAUCAAGUGGGUUCUGCGGAGAGAAUAUGUACAUGCUUCGAGGGAAUAUUUGUACUUACAGCCCAUUUCAAAUAGCCAGUUCUGGGAGUCUUUAGGACCCUUUGGACCUAGAAGGUACGGAUGCCCCUUUGUAAAUAGUGGUUGGGUUCAGAUUGGUCGGUGUGGUCGUGAUAAUUUUUUAGUGUGGGCGUUUGGUUGUUUAGAGUCUGUUUGUUACACUUGGGUUAGGUAUUAGGUUGAAUUACUGGUUCGAAUGAUUGGGUGGUUGAGUUGAGGUAUGUGCAACCUUGUUGCAUCAUUUUGGUCUGGAAUUUCAAAUGAUGCAGUUCGCUGAUCUGACCACUUGGCAGCGGUUCCUUUGAAAGUUGAGCCAUGCUGCACUGUGUGCACGGGUGUGUUGAUUUCGCUGCAGUGAGGAUUGUACUGGACGAGAAGAGCCGUGGCUGUAAGAAAUGGUCUUGAAUCCUAUGUAGACUGUUAUUAGUACUGUCUGAAGUAGUAUUCUUUUCCAUCACUUUUGUUCCGGUAAUGUUAGAUAUUUUUAGCAAGCAUCCUCUGUGUCGCAAUGUAGAUUGAGAGUGUUAAGAAUCAUAUACUUUCAUGAAUGAGAAUGAAGUUACUAAAUUGGUCAA
Molecule: messenger RNA, 4100 nt
Organism: Physcomitrium patens
Lineage: Eukaryota; Viridiplantae; Streptophyta; Bryopsida; Funariales; Funariaceae
Product: squamosa promoter-binding-like protein 7
Cellular component (GO): nucleus
Molecular function (GO): DNA binding
Source: RefSeq, a predicted model, not a curated record